This is a messenger RNA of Leptinotarsa decemlineata (Colorado potato beetle), 480 nucleotides long. It is a transcript of the gene msn, whose product is annotated as serine/threonine-protein kinase msn. NCBI's taxonomy places the organism in Eukaryota, Metazoa, Arthropoda, Insecta, Coleoptera, Chrysomelidae. Gene Ontology annotation, cellular component: cytosol. Gene Ontology annotation, molecular function: ATP binding; protein kinase activity. The record is from RefSeq and is a predicted model, not a curated record. Gene Ontology annotation, biological process: protein phosphorylation.
CAAGUUGAACGCAGAAAUGGCUGGAUAAAUGUGGGUGAUCUACAGGGUGCUGUACACUUCAAAAUAGUCAAAUAUGAAAGGAUAAAGUUCCUUGUUAUUGCCUUAAAAGACAGUAUUGAAAUUUAUGCGUGGGCUCCAAAACCCUAUCACAAAUUCAUGGCAUUCAAAUCGUUCAGUGACCUGACUUAUCGACCGCUAUUAGUAGAUCUGACAGUGGAAGAAGGAACGAGGCUAAAGGUGAUCUACGGAAGUUGUGAUGGUUUCCAUGCUGUCGAUUUAGAUUCUGCCAGUGUUUAUGAUAUUUACUUACCCAAAAUCCCUCAAAAUGCAAUUAGUCCACACUGUAUAGUUACUUUACCAAAUAGUAAUGGUAUGCAGCUUUUACUGUGUUACGACAAUGAAGGUGUUUAUGUUAAUACAUAUGGAAGGAUAUCAAAGAACAUGUUACUUCAGGUAAGUAAAAUUAAAAUUAAAUUCACA